Molecule: messenger RNA, 1253 nt
Organism: Somion occarium
Lineage: Eukaryota; Fungi; Basidiomycota; Agaricomycetes; Polyporales; Cerrenaceae
Source: the annotation of a GenBank genome assembly
CCGGCGUUGGCCACUAUCGAGAUGUCUCCCUAGGUGAUAUACUUUUGAUCACGACGCCUCUGAAGGUUUCGUAUGAGUAUGUUUUAUAAUGUAUUUUGGAGGCUCGGGAUGAAAUGAAUGCAAGGUGAACUCGAGCUUACUGUAGGGCUGGGUCAACAAGCGUCGAACUCGUCGAAGACGUAUCCGCGCUUACGUCAUACUGCCAUAUAUAGUCAUCUUGCACCCUGUUCACGAUGUUGUCGCGUCUGCUGGGCAUUCGUUCUCUUCCUCGCUUACGCUCUACAACGUUGCAAUCGGCACAAGUGUUGUCGGCGACACGCUUCAGUGCUCAACAACAGCCAUGGACGCGUUCGAUCAUGAUGACGCGCCCGGUGCUCCUUGCGUCGAAGAAGGAGACGACAACCAAGGCGACGCGCAGCACGGCUACAGGACGAGUGAGGAAGACGGCGGCUAAGCCUAAAGAAAAAAAGACUACCAAGGCUGUCAAGGCUGCAAAGCCUAAGAAGCCUGAAGCAACUAAGGAGCCAAUUGCGAUUCUCAAGGUCCCGAAGAGACCUGGUCAGCCGUUCACCCUAUUCGUGCAGCGAUUCGCCAAGGGUGUCAAGCCUAGGGAGGGCGAGAAACCCAUCGACGCUGGUAAGAGGUCUUUCAUAGAGGCAGCUCAGGUCUGGCGCAACAUGAGCGAGGCAGAGAAACAGCCCUUCCGCGAUGAGAACGAAGCGGCGAAGAAGGAAUUCGAGAACGUGAAGCAGGAGUUCUUUGCUAACCUCGACCCCGUUGCUUUGAGGAGGUACAACGAGAAGCGGGUCGCUAAGGGCAAGCCGAAGUUACAUCGACCUGCUGGCACGUUUGCAAAGCGACUGACUGCAUACAACAUGUUCCAGUCUAACCUUUUCGCUCACUGGAAAGGAGAGCACCCCACCUUUGGUGAGUAUUCCAGGGAAACUGCACGAAGGUGGAAGGCGAUGUCGGAUGAGGAAAAGGCGCCUUUCCAUGAGUUGCACAAGAAGCAUGUUGCCGAACGAGAGAAGAGCUUCGCUUAACUUUUAAGUGGUUUGGCCCUCAUAUGAUCUCCAUUAUGUUGGUCUUUUGGGGCGUCAUGUACAUAUACUCCUAUAAUCGUGCCGCUUUCGUUUCCCGAAUAAUCAAGCUACAAGUGCUCUUGGUGUUGCUUCCACUCGACUGCAGGCUGAAACGCGAGACUCAAGCGCCCAAUCUCGUACAAAGGCAGAUAAUAAGCACACUCAGGAUCA